This is a messenger RNA of Passer montanus (Eurasian tree sparrow), 2225 nucleotides long. It is a transcript of the gene CCDC102A, whose product is annotated as coiled-coil domain containing 102A. The transcript has 9 exons. NCBI's taxonomy places the organism in Eukaryota, Metazoa, Chordata, Aves, Passeriformes, Passeridae. Gene Ontology annotation, cellular component: myosin complex. Bases 260 to 1834 code for a protein of 524 amino acids. The record is from RefSeq and is a predicted model, not a curated record.
CUCUGGUGUCUUCCCUGGGGAUCUGGCUGGGGCUGCCAGCUGGGACCUGGCUGGGGACAUUGCCAGAGUCCGACCGAGGGCCUGGCUAGGGUCCAUCCCGGGGAUAUCAUCACUCAGUGUGCCGCUCCCCAAAACCAGGAGCCGUGCCCCUGCCGCCCCUUCCCCCCGCCGUCCCCAGCUGACCCCCGGUGUCUCCCGCAGGUCCCUGGGCGCAGCACGGUGACACGGUGACACGGCCAUGCCCUAGGGGAGCCCCGCCAUGAGCCAGAGCGGGGCGUCGCGCCUGGCCGGCUCCCCGCCGCUGCCGGGGGGCUCCCUGCUGGCCCUGCUGGCCCCCGAGCCCUCCCCGUCCCCCCCCAGCGGGACACCCUCGCCCGGGCCCCCGCCGGCGCUGCUGGAAGGGGACUGGGAAGGGCGGGAGGAGCUGCGGCUGCGGGAGCUGGAGGAGGCGCGGGCGCGGGCGGCGCAGAUGGAGAAGACGAUGCGCUGGUGGUCGGACUGCACGGCCAACUGGCGUGAGAAGUGGAGCAAGGUGCGAGCCGAGCGCAACCGGGCCCGGGAGGAGGUGCGGCAGCUGCGGCACCGGCUGGAGGCGCUCACCAAGGAGCUGGCCAGCCUGCGCCGCGACCGCGACCGCGAGCGGCCCGACGAGCGCCCGGCCCCGCCGCGGGCACCGGCACCGGCACCGGGCAGCGCCGGCAGCCCGCCCGCCGACGGAGCAGAGGGGGACGCCGGCCCUGAGCAAGAAGAGCCCGUGCGGGAUGUGGGCGCUGAGGUGCCCCCAAAAGCCAAGGAGCUGGAGCUGAUGGAAAACAUCUUGACGAGCAAGCAGGACGAGAGCUGGGAGCAGCGGGGCCCCCGGGCCUCCUUCAGCCGCCAGGAGCGGAGCCGCCUGCUCUGGGAGGACGUCAGCGCCGCGGAGGAGGACGCCACCAAAGUCACCGCCCUGAAGCUCCGGCUGGAUGAGUCCCAAAAAGUGCUGCUCAAGGAGAGGGAGGACAAGCUGGCGCUCAGCAAGAACAUUGAGAAGCUGGAGGGAGAGCUCAGCCAGUGGAAGAUCAAGUACGAGGAGCUCAACAAGAACAAGCAGGAGGUGAUGAAGCAGCUCAACAUCCUGAAGGAGAUUCAUCAGGACGAGCUGGGGCGCAUCUCCGAGGACCUGGAGGAUGAGCUGGGUGCUCGCUCCAGCAUGGACAAGAAACUGGCUGAGCUGCGUGCAGAGAUGGAGCGGCUGCAGGCAGAGAACGCGGCCGAGUGGGGCCGGCGGGAGCGGCUGGAGACGGAGAAGCUCAACCUGGAGCGGGAGAACAAGAAGCUGCGGGCACAGAUCGAGGACCUGGAGGAGGUGCUGGCUCGCAAGCGGCGCCAGACAGCCAGCGCCCUGGACACUGACCUCAAAACCAUCCAGGCUGAGCUCUUCGAGAAGAACAAGGAGCUGGCCGACCUGAAGCACAUCCACACCAAGCUGAAGAAGCAGUACCAGGAGAAGAUGGCUGAGCUGGCCCAUGCCAACCGCCGCGUGGAGCAGCACGAGGGAGAGGUGAAGAAGCUGCGCCUGAGGGUGGAGGAGCUGAAGAAGGAGCUGGCCCAAGCCGAGGAUGAGCUGGAUGAGGCCCACAACCAGACGCGGAAGCUGCAGCGGUCUCUGGACGAGCAGACGGAGCAGAGCGAGAGCUUCCAGGUGCAGCUGGAGCAUCUGCAGUCACGGCUGCGGCGCCAGCAGAGCGCCCCGCUCUUCGGCAAGAUGCGCAGCGCCCGCUUCGGCGCCGACGACAACGGGGACGGCACCAGCGACCCCGACGAGGACGAGGACCUGCAGAUACAGGUGCCCUAGAGCCCAGGGCCAGUGCCACCACCGCAGGACGUGCCACAUCAGUGCUCUGCCUUCAAGUGCAUCUCGCCGCGGGGCCCAGCUGUGCGGUGAUGCUUGUGUAGAUGGGGAAACUGAGGCACAGAGCGGUGGGGAGAAAUUUGCCCCAGGGUGCUCCAAAACCUGCUGCUGCUUGGACAGUACUGGAUGCGCCUUCGGCCACUGGCAUCUCCUGGAACGCUGAUGUGGCCACUGAAGCCAGCAUCACUGAGCAGCCCAGGAGCAGGAGGCACAAGCAAAGAGAGGCACCAAGCUUGGCAGCCACAAACUGCCCACUUCUUUUUAUAUAUAUUAUAUAUAUGUAUGUAUUUGUAUAUGAUUUUUUAUUAUAAAUACAGAGCCCAGAUGGGCCCAG